AUGGUUGCGAUCAAUUAUAGUGUCCUCUUCACCAUCCAGACUGUCCUUUUUGGAGGCCCUGGCGCUAAUGUUGAGACUGAUACUGGUAUCAGCACCUUGGCAAAUCCCAGGACCUACGCGGAUCUCAAAUGCACAGUAAACGAUAAACCAGUCACUAUCGGAACAGACGCAGUGAAUUAUGUUCACCAUCACUUCCCACACCCCGGUAACGAUGACGACCCCCGGAGAUAUCCUCACCAGUUUUUCAAUAAAGAUGAAAUUACAUGGGGCAACGAGAGGUGCAACAAACCAGAGGGUGGUGAACAGCCUGUUCUGCUUGAGUUUCCUAUCUUGCUGGAUAAGAGCCAAAAGAAGGCAAUCCAGGAACUCUACAAUUACAAGCAAUUAAAACCCAGGCCGGAGCCAGGGCCUUGCCGCAUCGUUACUCGAAAGAAGGGUGAUGAUCUGUGCGGUGUGAUGUGUCACAUUGAAUAUGGGAAGAAGAAUGCCAAACCUGGCUUCAAACGCUGCACAUGA
This is a messenger RNA of Aspergillus oryzae RIB40, 516 nucleotides long. It is a transcript of the gene aspf1, whose product is annotated as major allergen and cytotoxin AspF1. Bases 1 to 516 code for a protein of 171 amino acids. NCBI's taxonomy places the organism in Eukaryota, Fungi, Ascomycota, Eurotiomycetes, Eurotiales, Aspergillaceae. The transcript has 2 exons. The record is from RefSeq and is a predicted model, not a curated record. Gene Ontology annotation, molecular function: RNA binding; RNA nuclease activity.